This is a messenger RNA of Trypanosoma theileri, 2808 nucleotides long. RefSeq lists its product as uncharacterized. Gene Ontology annotation, molecular function: ATP hydrolysis activity; protein binding; GTP binding. The transcript has a single exon. Gene Ontology annotation, cellular component: cytoplasm. The record is from RefSeq and is a predicted model, not a curated record. The coding region runs from base 1 to 2808 and encodes 935 amino acids. NCBI's taxonomy places the organism in Eukaryota, Euglenozoa, Kinetoplastea, Trypanosomatida, Trypanosomatidae.
AUGCUGAGAGUUUUGUGUCUUCAUGGAAACCGCCAAACUGCAGAGAUUUUUGAGCAUCAGCUCAGUAAAAUGUGCAGUACUCUCUCUGAUAUUGCGGAGUUUGAUUUUGUAGAUGCUCCUUGUGUAGUUGGAUAUGGAAUCGAGGGUGAUGCCGUGGCUACGUGUUCAUGGUGUGAACAACAGCGGGAUCAGCAGGAUCAGGAUAAGAAACAAGAGGUAAAAGAAGAAGAAGAAAAAGAAAAUAUAGGGAUAGAAGAUCGUUAUGCCGUUGGGGAUGCUGUAGUAAGACAGUUUAUGAUUUCUGAACGUGGUCCAUAUGAUAUUAUUUUUGGUUUUUCACAGGGUUCACUAGUAGCAGCUCGCUAUGUAAUGUUACAGCAGUUACGAGAGGAGAAUACAUAUGGAUCAUCAUUGAAAGGAAUUAUUAUGGCAGCAUCACCAGAUCCACGCCUUUUAUUUCCAGAGUUAACUACAUUAUACCAAACUCAUUCUUUUUCUAACACUAAUACAAAUGGUUUUUUUGGAACACUACCUUCACUACAUAUUGUGGGGAGGAAAGAUACCAUUGUAAAUCCUACAGAGAGUUCUUCAUUUGCUGAUGCAUGUCAACCAAAUGCAGAUAUUGUUUAUCAUGAACAUGCCCAUAGUAUUCCUCAACUACAAAGUAUUAUUACCUCUGUGAGGUCGUUUCUUGAACGUUGUCUAAGUAUAGAACGGGAAAGAGUAAGUACAAUUACAAUGGGAGGUGAGGUAAUCAUUUCUGCUGAAUGUGAAGAGGAAUUAGAGAUGAUAUCAUCCAUGUAUGGUGAAGGGUGUGUGCAACGUAAUCCUAUUCCAGUGGUAUUGCUCCCAUUAUUGCUUGACUGUUCAGCUGAGGAUGAAGUGGAAAAGAAUUUGUCUGCAUUACGUUUGCGUAUAACUCUACCCCCCAAAUAUCCAGAAGAGUUACCAAAGUUAGAUGUAGUUGGGGGUCCAUCUAACCGACACGUCCUCUUUGAACGUUGGAAGGCAGAACUACUUACAAAAACUCUUGCUUACCUGCGAGAUGAUUUGGGUAUUGGAACUGCCAUGUUACUUCCUGCCAUGAUGUUUGCCAAUGAACAGGCAGGUAGUGCAAUGGAGUUUUUACGGUCUGUUUUUUCUGAAAAGUUUCAUCCAUCUAAAGCGGCUAACAAGUUAUCAACAGAUAAACAUAAUCAAGAAUACGAUAAUCAAUCAAAAGAAGAAAAAGAAGGAAAGACAAUGUGGUGGGAUGAGGAAGAGGAUGAAGAGAGACGAAUGAUACACAUUACAGAGGCUGAGCGAUUUGCCGAACACAUACUUGCAAGUAAAUCUUCUAUGGAAACAAUAGAUGAAUCAUCAUCAUCAUCACUCCCUAACGCUGAGGAUCAUCAUAAUGGUGAGAAUGAUAAUAAUAAUAAUAAUAAUGGUACCAAUAUGGAUGCUCAUUGGGAUGUUGGGCACGAUAUAUUAUCCCGCGGUGGAUUGUUAGAAUUGACGAUUGGUCUUAUUGGAAAACCAUCAGCAGGGAAGAGUACAUUCUUUAAUGCCGUAACAGACCCACAGAGCGAAUUAGCCGCCGCCCGUGUAGCCGCCUUUCCCUUCACUACCAUUACACCAAACAUUGGUGUUGGUCUCUGCCCACUGCGUUGCCCGUGUGGGGUUCUCUCCACCCCGCCUGAUGUCAACAUGUGCGAUGCGGCCUUUGGACAUGUGAUGAUCGCAGGCCUUCCCUACAGACGACGGCAAGUGAUGGUGACGGAUGUUGCUGGACUCGUGCGGGGUGCGUACGCCGGCCGUGGUCGUGGCAAUCAGUUCCUCAACGAUCUCUGCAGUGCCAACGUACUCGUGCAUGUUGUGGACGGCGCUGGCUGUACAGAUGCGGACGGUGUUGCCUGCACACCAGGCGCUGGAUCCACACAGGAUGAUAUAACGUGGGUGCGGGCCGAAGUGCAUAGUUGGAUAUACGAUAAUCUCCGAGCUCGCUGGACCACACUCCUACGGAGACCAGAGAAGUUGCGAAACAUGUUUACUGGAUACCGAAGUCCACCCUCAUUUGUCGAUGGCGUCCUGCGCAGGUUGGGGAUCGCAGAUGAGGCGGCAUUAAUACAACAGGUGCCAACGUGGGGCGCAGCGGAGUUACACCGCCUUGUUGCCCUCUACGUUCGUAUGCGAUUCCCUAUUGUGGUGGCUCUUAAUAAAGCAGAUGUGCGUCCAGAGGCGGAGACAAUCCUUCAUGAACUAAAGAAACGUUACCCACAUGAGAUGUUUGUGCCAAUGGCUGCAAAGAUGGAGUGUCAUCUUCUACGAUUACGUCAAAAGGGAAUAUUGCACUACGUAUCAGGGGAUUCCUCAUUUAAGGAGUUAAGUAGUGGCAAUACGGUGGAACCGGCAGAUGCAAAGGCAUUGGAAGAGUUAAGACAAUACUUUAAUCCAGGGACUAUUUCUUCUAUUUCUUCUUCUUAUAACUCUAACCCUACAACCAUAACAACUGGUGUACAGGAGGUGCUUGCUACGGCCCUUUCCUGUUGUCCUUCUGUCUUUGUAUAUCCUGUGGCUUCCUUCAAAUUACCACUUCCCUCACUAAAAGAGUGUUUUGUAUUUAAACAAGGAUCCACUGCUGGAGAUGUCUUUGAUUUUUUACAACACACAAACCUCUUGGACGGAAAGUUAGUGCGAUUUGAGGCGAUUAGCGUAGACGAUUUACGCAAAGGGCAUGAAGCAACACCUCUUAAAAAAGAAACCAUACUGCCAGGAAGACACGUUGUGGUUCGUGUCCUGACAAACAAGAGACAGAUGGUUUUCUGA